CUGUCAGAGGCGCGAAGGCGCUGAGGCAUCACUUCACUCGCGUGGCACUGAAAGCUGUGGCGAGUCCGAGAACGGCUGCUUAGUAGGGAUGCUGAGCUUGGUACCGCACCCCUCAAAGAUGUCCGUCCAGUUUGAACAGCAUGUGACUGCAGAGCAGGGCUAACGACCAGGAACUGAACGAAGCGGACCAUACAUUCAUUUAAAAUUAGUAAGUAAACGAAUGAAAUGGGAAAAUAAUGUGCUGAGCCGAAUGACAUUCCGAAUGGGCCUAGAUGUGUUGCGCAUGCUAUAAUAAAUGAAUUUAUGUUGCAUGCGCUUGCACUCGCAAUAUUUUCCCUUGGCGGGAGUGUAUCCAGACUGUUUUGCCUAAGUUAUUUCUAUAGCUCGAAGGUCCGAGAUGGACUUUUAUUUUUGGGGGGUUCCAUUUGCCUUUUUCUUUAGCCUAUAUAUGCAAGUGCGUUAUGGCGUUUCAUAAAUCCUGCCUUGCAUAUGCUGUCCAGUGGCGAGUGACACCGCGCGCAUCACGGGAACACUACGUAUAUUACAUUUAUAUCAUAUUUUCCUUGAAUUUGUUUUCGAGAGAAGUAUCACUCACACGGUUAAAUUAUACAUUUCUCAAUGUGAAGCUAGAGGUGUACGAAUAUGAAGAAAAUUGCUGAACUUCACAACUACGUUAUCUGCGUCUCCUUGAAGUCAUAGGCUCACGCAUGCCCGCAUCUAGCUAUAUAUAGCCUACAUAUGACAUCGGAAAUGAAAGCGCAGGGCGGGAUUAUGUGCGAGCUGCAUAGAGUGCAUUAUUUAUGAAUGCAAAGAAUAAACAGAGAGCAGUGAAAUGUACACAGGCAGCCCAAUUCUGAUAUUUUGCCCAAUUGUUGUCAAAGGAGCUGAUCUGAUUGGUCAAAAGACCAAUUAGUGGGAAAAAAGAUCAGAAUUAGUCGCCUGUGUAAACACAGCCAUAGUGUAUGGUUCCAGCAGCAUAGGCCAACACAUCUGACACAUCCUCAAACUAGAUGGCAGUUCAAAUGUUUUACAGAAGGGGUUGGCGAUAUUUAUCUGUUGAAUUGAACCCUUUCCUUGCAGUCACUCUGUUGGAAGGGCUAUAACUCCGGCAGCCAUGGCUAACAGAGGACCCAGCUACGGACUAAGUAGGGAGGUUCAGGAGAAGAUAGACCAGAAGUAUACUCUGGACCUGGAGGCCAGACUGGUGGACUGGAUCAUCUUGCAGGUUGGGGGGAACAUAGAGCGACCAGAGCCUGGGAGACUAAACUUCCAGAGCUGGCUCAAAGAUGGAACGGUGAGUCUCUGACCCAAACUCUGGUUGACAUAGGGCAGCAGGUAGCCUAGGGAGGAAGGCACUUAGCCCUAAUUGCUCCUGUAAGUGGCUCUGGAUAAGAGCGUCUGCUAAAUGACUAACAUUUUUACAUAACCUCAUGCCUUUACUGUAUUCUAAACCUAACUCUUAAAGAUGCAGUCCGGGAUCUUAUGCACAACAAAUUUGUUACAUAUUGUACUAAUUCGCAACAUAUCAUACCAACUGGGGGGUGGGGGGAAUUAACAUAUCAUACGAAAUGGAUGACAUAGUACACAAUUGAAUGAUGUGGUACACAAAAAACGGGGACCCGUUUUGGCUCGUGAGCACCACUUUCAAAACUACUGACUGAAAUUAUACAAAAAUUCUGGAGCAUCACUUUAAAACACACAUAAACAGAUAAUCGCAGUGCUAGCUGUGCCACUAGAGAUCCUGGUUCGAAUCCAGGCUCUGUCGUAGCCGGCCGCGACCGGGAGACCCAUGGGGCGGCGCACAAUUGGCCCAGCGUCGUCCAGGGUAGGGGAGGGAAUGGCCGGCAGGGAUGUAGCUCAGUUGGUAGAGCAUGGUGUUUGCAACGCCAGGGUUGUGGGUUCGAUUCCCACGGGGGGCCAUUAUGAAAAAAUAAAUAAAAUAAUAAUGUAUGCACUCACUAACUGUAAGUCGCUCUGGAUAAGAGCGUCUGCUAAAUGACUAAAAUGUAAAUGUAAAAAUGUAAUAAUCUCAGACUCUAAUCCACCAUGGUCAUAAUGUGCCAUAUUUGAUAGCCUUAGGCAUUAUGGGGUUUCUCCUACAAGCAACCAACCACGGCCACCCCUGAUGAGGCUGGGUGGGUGUAGGCCAGUUGUAUCCUGUCAUUACAAUAUUAAAUCUCUCAUUGCAGAUUCUUUGUAGGCUCAUUAACAGCCUCUAUCCCACUGGUCAAGAGCCCAUAAAGAAGAUCCCAGAGACAAAAAUGGUCUUCAAGCAGAUGGAGAAGAUCUCCCAGUUCCUGCAUGCAGCUGAAGCUUAUGGGCUGAUCACCGGGGACCUUUUCCAGACUGUGGACCUGUGGGAAGGUACAGCUCUCCUAAUACAGUAGUGAUUCCACUCCAGCAUAAACUCACAUGCAGCAACCUGUUAGUUGUUAUGAUAGAUAACUUCAGGUAUGUAAAUAUAUGGGUUCAAUAUAAUAUAACUUCCUGGCAGAUCAUACAUUUUCUUCUACAAAAACAAAUUUGUAUUAUACCCAAUGAGGACCUACUAAAGCCAAAUAUGGUAUUGAAAUAUCUGUCUGGUAUUUGGUGUGACUACAGGGAAGGAUAUGGCUGCCGUGCAAAGGACCUUGUCGGCUCUAGGCAGUAUGGCGCUCACAAAGGAUGAUGGUCAAUAUCGUGGUGAACCUGAUUGGUUUCAUAAGUAAGGAACUAAUCAUCUGUUUGUAAUGAGUUCUACAAAACAGCAAAGAUACUUUGUCAAUUUCUUUAUUACAUACCACUCUAAAAUUAGCUAUUUACAAUAAGUUGCAUGACCUAACCCCCACCACCUCUCUCAUCUGUUUGUUUAUGCUUCCAUGUUAUUACUGUCUGACAUACAUUUUAAUCUCUCUUGUACAAACAUCCACCACAGCAGGUAAUUGACCAGUUUUGUCUCUCCUGUGCUUUCAGGAAAGCUCAGGGAAACCGGCGGGAGUUUUCUGAGGAGCAGCUGCGUCAAGGCCGUAGUCUGAUUGGCAUGCAGAUGGGCGGCAACUCAGGGGCUUCUCAGUCUGGCAUGACAGGGUACGGCAUGCCACGCCAGAUAAUGUAAAAAUGUCACGUCUCCCCUAAAUGGAUCCAAAGUUUCUCUCUCAUUAGCGCAGGGGCAGCGUGAAGUUUCCCAGAUGAUCUCUCUAUAGGGGCCCUAGAUGUCACUUCAUACUGAAAAUCUCACUGUGCUCUAACCGAGUAUUAUAGACAUCCUUCAAUAAACCUUUGUAUGAGCUCAGUGGCUCUACGGCUGCGUUUACACAGUCAGCCCAAUUCUGAUAUUUUUCCCCCCACUAAUUGGUAUUUUGACCAAUCACAUCAGAUCUUUUUCAGAGGUGAUCUGAUUGGUCAAAAGACCAAAUAGUGAAAAAAAUAUCAGAAUUGGGCUGCCUG
Molecule: messenger RNA, 3426 nt
Organism: Coregonus sp. 'balchen'
Lineage: Eukaryota; Metazoa; Chordata; Actinopteri; Salmoniformes; Salmonidae
Source: the annotation of a GenBank genome assembly